AUGAAGGUCAUAUCCUUUGUCAUCGAGCUUCUGGCAAUUCUCGGCUUUAAUACUGCCCAGACUAGUGGACUUGGGCGACCGCCGCUACAGUCUAGACAACAAGCGUGCAAUGGGAACGCCGCCUUCUGCGACCGCCCUUACUCGAAUGUCUCUCUUAUCGGCACGCACGACUCUGCGUUCGUUGGUAGCAUCGUCGAUCCGCGCGUCAACCAGGAGAAGUCUGUACCUACUCAACUGGACGCUGGGAUCAGAUUUCUGCAGUCUCAAACUCAUACAAUCAACAAUGGCGCACAGCUAGAGAUGUGCCAUACCACCUGCACCGAACUGGACGCGGGAAGUUUCCAGAACUACUCGAGUACGAUCAAGACGUGGUUGGAUGAUAGUCCGGACGACGUUAUCACGCUGCUGAUUGUGAACGGCGACAAUGUUGAUGUCAGUAUGUUCGACGCUGUCUUCUCCAGCACUGGUCUGAAGCAAUACGCUUUCGUGCCCUCGACAUCUCCGAACCAGCUUGCGAUCAACGAUUGGCCGACGUACGCCCAAAUGAUCACCGCGAAUACCAGGCUCGUGGUGUUCAUCGAUUCGAAAGCCAAUCAGAAUAUAGUGCCGUAUAUCCUUGAUGAGUUCACCUACUUCUUCGAGACUCCCUACGACACCACCGACCCCAACUUCGCCGAAUGCACUCUCGAUCGGCCAGCCGGCGGCAGUGCGGCCGGCAGGAUGUACAUCGUCAACCACUUCCUCGACGCCUCACUUUUUGGAAUCUUGUUCCCGAAUGAUGCCGCGGACUACACGACCAAUGCCGCUACGGGUAGUGGGAGUAUUGGAGCGCAGGCGCAGUUGUGCGAGAGCGACUAUCAACGGCCACCGAAUGUUGUGUUGGUGGAUAUGUUUGACCGGGGGGAUGUUUUUGCUGCUCAGGAUGCGCUUAAUGGUGUGUAG
Molecule: messenger RNA, 942 nt
Organism: Recurvomyces mirabilis
Lineage: Eukaryota; Fungi; Ascomycota; Dothideomycetes; Mycosphaerellales; Teratosphaeriaceae
Exons: 2
Coding region: 1-942 (313 amino acids)
Biological process (GO): lipid metabolic process
Molecular function (GO): phosphoric diester hydrolase activity
Source: RefSeq, a predicted model, not a curated record